AUGGCCCCUCGCCGCCGCAAGCCCGUCGCUCCCAAGACCGCCAAGACCUCCAAGACAGCAGCAGCAAGUUCUGCCGCAACUGCCGCUCCAGCGGCAAGUACUAGCGCACCGACAGCACCGGCUCCAAGUCCUAGCCGGCCCAGGUUUCGCAAACCUUCCCAUGCACCUUGGUCGCUCUCGCCAUCGCCAGAGCCACAGGGGGGACAGAGGGACGACGACGUAGACGAGCUUGAUUCUGACAAGCCCGGCUCUUCGCCUCCUGGCCAGCCCGCCGCCCCCACUUCUCCUGCCACCGGCAAAUCGGGCACGGCAGGUGGUACGAUUACCAAGGCCCCCAAGACCCCUAAGACCCCCAAGACCCCCAAGACGCCCAAGACGCCCAAGACUGCGGCGACGGGGGCCAACCCGAUCCAGCCCGCAUCCCCAGCUGCAUCUCAACUUGCAUCUCAGUCCGGCACCAAUAUUCCUGCCAAACCCCUCGACCCUGUCCUUCCUGUUUCUGUGGGUCAGCUACCUCCCUCCCAGAAGGGCUACUAUGACUCCCUUUUCAAGUGCGGUCAAGAGUUCUUCGACAGCCACUGGGCGACUGACGAUGUAUGGCGAUCCGAAGGUGCUCUGCGUGACUACCUGACGCGCUUGGGUCAUGGCAACGAUCCCCUCACCACCGUCCAGCCAUGGUAUCAUAGCCAUGACUGGCUUUAUCCACAGGAAGCGCGGCAAUACGGGCUUGAGCGCUACAUCCCAUCCAAGCCCAUUGAGCUGCCGCUCCUGUCCGGCACUCGUAUGAUUCGCUGUCGCCCGAACAAGGUCGAGCACAGCCAGAUGGCCGACAUGACGGGAGAACCAGACCCCUCUCCACGUGCAACAUGCCACUCUGGGUGCAUUCCCGCAUUCAUUUACACGUAG
Molecule: messenger RNA, 906 nt
Organism: Cutaneotrichosporon oleaginosum
Lineage: Eukaryota; Fungi; Basidiomycota; Tremellomycetes; Trichosporonales; Trichosporonaceae
Source: RefSeq, a predicted model, not a curated record